CCCCACCCCACUCCAUCGCCAUCCUCCUCUCCCUCCGAUCAGAAGCAGCACAGCCAGCACCGGCCGACCAGCGCAGCGGCCGCACCGAGCGACCGGUCCACCAUCCACAGCUUCAAUCACACGACCAUGGCGUCGCAGCAGCGGAGGCAGAUGCAGCAGCAGCAGGAGCAGCAGGCGGCGGCGGCGGCGGCGGCGGCGCCGGUGGGGUUCGAGGACUACCUGCCGGUGAUGGCGGAGCGGCUGGGCGAGGAGGGCCUGAUGCGGGAGCUGGCGAGCGGGUUCCGGCUGCUCAUGGACCCGGCGCGCGGGCUCAUCACCUUCGACAGCCUCCGCCGCAGCGCGCCGCUGCUGGGCCUGGGCGCCAUGUCCGACAACGACCUCCGCGGGAUGCUCGCCGAGGGCGACUUCGACGGCGACGGCGCGCUCAGCGAGAUGGAGUUCUGCGCGCUCAUGCUCCGCCUCAGCCCCGAGCUCAUGGACGGGCCCCGCAGGUGGCUCGACGACGCCGUCUCGCAGGCCUCGCACUUCCUCUUCUUCGCCAGCUAGGCGCGCUGCCUGCCCGGGACGUGCGCAUAGGAAUUCCUGAGCUCUUCUUCUUCGUUCUCGUUGUUCAUAGCUGGAUUAGGAAGGGACUGGCGGCUGAUUGGUCGAUCGAUGGAUUCCAUAUCAUGUGUACUCGCCUGUUCCUCCCCUACUGGAGUCUGAAUUGAUCAAACAUGCUUCUUCCUCUUUUGACCAUCACA
This is a messenger RNA of Panicum virgatum (switchgrass), 743 nucleotides long. Its product is annotated as calcium-binding protein PBP1-like. The record is from RefSeq and is a predicted model, not a curated record. The transcript has a single exon. Gene Ontology annotation, molecular function: calcium ion binding. Bases 127 to 546 code for a protein of 139 amino acids. NCBI's taxonomy places the organism in Eukaryota, Viridiplantae, Streptophyta, Magnoliopsida, Poales, Poaceae.